Messenger RNA from Cryptomeria japonica (Japanese cedar), 2142 nucleotides. Its product is annotated as L-type lectin-domain containing receptor kinase IX.1-like. The transcript has a single exon. Lineage: Eukaryota; Viridiplantae; Streptophyta; Pinopsida; Cupressales; Cupressaceae. Gene Ontology annotation, molecular function: protein kinase activity; ATP binding; carbohydrate binding. The coding region runs from base 1 to 2142 and encodes 713 amino acids. Gene Ontology annotation, cellular component: plasma membrane. The record is from RefSeq and is a predicted model, not a curated record. Gene Ontology annotation, biological process: protein phosphorylation.
AUGGCCAAGCUCUGUCAGCAUUUACCAGCCUUCCUCUUCCUAUUCUGUGUUGCUUCUCUGAAUGUUUCAUCGCAUGCAGGAAACCUUAGCUUUGCGUUUCCUCCUCUCACAGAUAUAAAACUUGAAAAUGACGCCUAUGCUCAGAGAGACAAGCUACAGCUCACUAGAAACGAAGCAUCAGGAGACUUAUACAAUAGCUCUGGCUGGGUGGUUUAUAACAAAUCUAUUCCUUUAUGGGACAACUCCUCUCGAGCUCUGUCAAAAUUUUCUACCCAUUUCCAAUUCAUCAUCGGCAAGAGCAAUGAUAAUCAAAACGAUUAUGGAGACGGACUAGCUUUCUUCUUGGCGCCUUUCGAGUUGGAGCCACCAGAGAACCCUUACGGCGGAGGUCUCGGCUUGUUUAACGCCACAACUUUUGGUGGAUCAUUCUACCAGAUGGUUGCUGUGGAAUUUGACACUUACAUGAAUGGUUGGGAUCCUGAUGACAACCAUGUGGGGAUCAACGUCAACAGCAUUUUCUCAAAGGUCUAUGUUUCGCUCAGCAACAUCACCAUAAUCUCUCGCUCUUCUGCCCAAAAUCUCAAGAACGGAGAACGAUGGGAUGCGUGGGUGGAUUAUGAUGGAGGAGAAAAGAGGAUGCAAGUCUUUCUCUUGUAUAAUUCCACCAACACUAAUUUUUCUAAGCCCAAAAGCCCUCUGCUUUCCUAUGAUAUAGAUCUUCGGGACUUUCUUCCAGAAAACGUCGAGAUUGGCCUCUCGGCUUCCACUGGAGACUCAACAGAGACGCACACUGUAAUAUCUUGGAAUUUUUCAUGUGAAUAUUCGUGGGAAAUUUCACCUGCUGCUUCUCCAAAAACAGAGAACAUCUCCAUUGGAAAGGACAAGGAAAAAAUCAAUUCUCAUAAAGCUUUUUUGAUAUCGCUGUUCUGCAUUCUCGUAGCCAUAUGCGGUUUCGUAUUCCUUGGCUGGCGCUGGAACUUGAGAUAUAGCAAACGCGGUGGUGAGGCGAGAGAAGAAAUUGAUGUGGAGCUCGACGAAUGGUUAUCUCAGGGCCCUCGAAGAUUCUCCUAUGCCGAGCUCAGUGCUGCGACAAGAAACUUCUGCGAAGAUGAAAAACUUGGGCAAGGUGGCUUCGGUAGCGUCUACAGAGGCGUCCUGCCCGGAACAAUGGAGGCGGUGGCUGUAAAGAGAAUAUCCCAAGGCUCGAACCAAGGAAGAAAAGAGUAUGUUAGUGAGGUUACCAUAAUCAACAAGCUCAGACACCGUAACCUUGUGCAGCUUUUAGGAUGGUGCCAUGAAAAAGGUGAGUUACUACUGGUCUACGAAUACCUGUCAAACGGGAGUCUAGAUAAAUAUAUUUUUGGGAAGGAGAAGGAUACUCUGCCUUGGCACUUAAGAUAUAGUAUUGCAUGUGACAUAGCGUGUGCUCUUGUUUAUCUUCACGAAGAAUGGGUCCAGCAGGUUGUUCACAGAGACGUCAAGGCAAGCAACAUAAUGUUGGAUUCCGAUUUCAACGCCAAGCUGGGGGAUUUUGGUUUGGCAAGAGUGGUCGAGCGUGAUCAGACAGCUUCUCAUACGACCGUGGUAGCCGGCACGUUGGGGUAUUUAGCUCCCGAGUGCGUCAUAACGGGAAAGGCAAGCCCAGAAGCGGAUGUGUACAGCUUUGGGGCGGUUACUCUUGAAAUCGCCUGCGGAAGGCGACCAGUUGACCACAGACUUCGUGAUCAUAAUGACAGACUGGUAGAAUGGGUUUGGGAUCUGUAUGGAGAGGGAAAGCUCUUGCAUGCGGGAGAUGAAAAAUUGGGUGGAAAUUUCAAUGCUGAGGAAAUGGAGCGACUGAUGCUGGUGGGGCUUCUGUGCUCUCAUCCAGACCCCACAUCAAGGCCCACAAUGAGAGAGGUGAUGAAGAUAUUGAAAUGGGGAGCUGAAUUGCCAUAUGUUCCUCUGGAUUUACCAGUUGCUGUGUACAACCAGCCUAUUCGUCGUGAUGUAACGUCAGCCUCCAUAGGUAUCGGUGAUCCGUCUAUGUCGUCAAGCUCCUCGGUAGUGAAGACAUCUGUUCUCUCGUUUUCUACGUCCUCAACUAGCUCCUUAAAAAUGUCAAGCCCUUUAUUGUUUCAGAGAGACACCCCACAAACUUGA